UUCAGACAGAGCAGUGUGAGCCGCUGGUUAAGACACACAUACAGACACGCGCGCGCGCACGCACGCACGGCUAUAAACACGGACAGGACGCUCGUGCCUGCAACAGAGCAACUUUCUCCGCCGGAGCUUCUCUGACACGCGCGCACACACGCGCGCGCACGCAGACAGAUACCCACCGUGUUGUUGCAGAAGACAGGACACGCGCUGUGGACGAGGAGGAGAGGGGCGCGCGGGAGAGCAUCUAAAUGGCCAACAUUGUGACGUCGGUGUGCUGUGUGGUGCUCGCGGCGGUGGUGGUGGUCUAUGCCCAGAGACGCAGCCAGCAAGGGGCCAGGAUCCAGUAUGCGCGGAUUGGCAGUGACGUGACCAUGCUGUGUGGAUCUCUGGACAAUGACACCUCCGUUACGUGGAAGGUAAACGGAACGGAUGUGAAGGUGCGCAAGCAGGAGGAAGGGCCGUGGCUCACCCUCGUGGAGGUGGACAUGAGCAGCAACGGCCUGUACAGCUGCUUCCAGAACUCUGAUGACCAGCGCAGAGACCAGAUCAUGCUCCGCAUUGGUCUUCCUCCGAGGGAACCGCAGGUGACGUGCCGAUCAAACACCUACCCCAAGGGCUUCUACUGCAGUUGGCAUCUUCAGCAUCCCACAUACAUCCCCACGGAGUUUGAAGUCAACGUCCAGCACAACCAGAAGUCUUUAGAAGUGAAGAGGGAUGAAGUCCAUAAGAACCGGUGCCAUGUGAAGUUUCCAGAAUUGUUCUCAACUUUUCCUUACAGGGUCAAUGUCACAGCAGUCAAUGCACUGGGAAAAGCGUCCACAGCUACCAGCUUCGAGGAGUCAUCCAUGGUGAAACCAGACCCCCCUGAGAAGGUGGUGGCCAGACCCAUCCCCAACAACAUCCGGCGGCUGGAGGUGACCUGGAGCAGCCCAUCCACAUGGCCGGACAUUGACAACUUCCCCCUGAAGUACUUCCUCCGUUACAGGCCGCUCAUCAGAGACCAGUGGCAACAUGUGGAGCUUUCGGACAGCACCUCCCACACCAUCACAGAUGCUUAUGUGGGGAAAGAGUACAUCAUCCAACUGGCUGCCAAGGACAUGGAGGUCGGCACGUGGAGCGACUGGAGCGUGGCUGUGCACGCCACCCCCUGGACAGAGGAGCCCAAGCCCAUCACUUCCACCACUGAGGCAGACGUGCCAAUAGAGACUACCCCCUCUUCUGCCCCGCCCUCAGCCAAGCCAAGGGUUGGCGUUGCCAGAGGUGGUUGCUCCUCCCUCCUCUGCUCGUCCCAUAUCCUCCUGGUGUGCAUCCUGCUGUCCAUCAUGUGAUGUUUAUGAUUCAUUCCUGUGGAAAAGUCUUCUAGUUCUAUUUUGCACAUGUUAAUGGAUAUCGUGCAUUGAUAAUUUAAUUCAAGUUUUUUUCUCACAAAAAGAAAAAAAAGAGGAAGAAUAAACGAUGACAUUUUGCAAAAGGAAGAAAAGUUUGGGGGGGAAAAAAAAAAGAAGAAUUAAAGCGCAUCAACAUCUGGGGCAGCGUGGCUGAAGGUGGAGUGAGCACAGGCACGGGACAGUGAACCCCAGGGAAGCAAAAGAUAUGGGGACAAAACUCAAAACAAGCAUCUGUCUCACAGCAGCACAACACCCACACCAAGCAUCCGUCCUUCUUCCCCCCGUCGGAAUUUUUUAAUGAAUAAAUCGGAACUUUUUUCUUUUUUUUUGGAUGUUUCUCACAAACACAUGCUCUGGAGACGGUCAUACGAGCGUGUCAUUAAUUUCAGCAACAUACAGCUAACUCAUCAUGCCAAAGACUUGGAGAAUACUCUUUCUUCUCACCAUCCCUCGCUUCCCUCAGCCUGUUGUCUGUGCACGGCAACUGGAAGCUGCAAGUGUGAAAUCUCCAUCCAGCAAACAGGAGCUUCAUAGACUGAGGACUAACAAACUUAGAAUGAAGGUCAUCUUUUGAAUUAUGGGCUUUUCCCCCCAUCAUUUAUCUUUCUUCUUAUUCUUUCUCCUAAUUGAUCCUUGAUAUCGAAAGGCAAAAAGACAUAUACAGACACCUACAUACAUAUAAAUGGAGGGUUUUGCUCCACGAUAAUGUACUGGACUGCCUUUUUAAAUGGGAAAACAAGCGGAAACCAUGAAUUGUAUUUGACCGUUUCUUGCGCCUAAGUUCGAAGUUCUAUCUAGAACCACUUUUCUCAUUCUCCAUAUCCUUUUGCCUUUCAGCACCUGCUUUAUUUUUCUGUUUAUCAGACUUUAAUAGCCAAUGUUACAGCAAUUUUGCUUUAUUCAAGGAAUAUUGUGAUUUUACGCUUUUUUGUUUAUUUGUUUAUUAAACCGUAUCCAUAUAGCAUCUUAGUUUCUUUUUUCUCAAACGUUCACAAUUGCUUAAUUCUCCACGAUCAUAUUUUGUAAACUACGAUAUGUAUCUUUAACAUGGAAAAAAAAUACUUUAUUAUUUAAUAAUGUAUGUAUUAGCUUUAGAUUCUUGUAACCUGUAUCUGGGUUCUUUUUAUAGAUGUAUAUAAAACGAGAGGUUGUUCAUUAAAUGUGACCAUUUCACAAUGA
This is a messenger RNA of Pygocentrus nattereri (red-bellied piranha), 2564 nucleotides long. RefSeq names its product ciliary neurotrophic factor receptor (gene cntfr). The record is from RefSeq and is a predicted model, not a curated record. The transcript is spliced from 9 exons. Gene Ontology annotation, molecular function: cytokine receptor activity; cytokine binding. Gene Ontology annotation, biological process: cytokine-mediated signaling pathway. The coding region runs from base 246 to 1325 and encodes 359 amino acids. Gene Ontology annotation, cellular component: membrane; signaling receptor complex; external side of plasma membrane. NCBI's taxonomy places the organism in Eukaryota, Metazoa, Chordata, Actinopteri, Characiformes, Serrasalmidae.